Molecule: messenger RNA, 744 nt
Organism: Rhipicephalus sanguineus (brown dog tick)
Lineage: Eukaryota; Metazoa; Arthropoda; Arachnida; Ixodida; Ixodidae
Exons: 6
Coding region: 1-744 (247 amino acids)
Source: RefSeq, a predicted model, not a curated record
AUGAAGGGCGUUUCCAGCUACAUUCCGACGCUGGGCAACCUGGUGUUUGUGUGCUUGGUUCCUUUCCUCAUACUGAGCGCCGCUGCGGCGCUGGUAUUUUAUAUCAAAGAGUACGUACCGGCGCCGGGUCGGGCGGUGUGGUGCGUGUACGAAGUCGAGUCGGUGUCCACGCGAGACUACAGCCCGAGUGACAUGCCACGCUACCUGUGCAGCACCUUCGUGUACGCCCAUGUGACGCUCGUGAGACGAGGACGGCUGGCACCCAAGGACAGCUACCAGGACGCGGUCAAAAAGUUGCAGUCAGCGGCUCAAGACCCUCGCCGCGACGUCUACGUAGCCCUGGCAGGACCCGGCACACCGUCUGGUGUGGCGUCAGAGACCGCGUCGUCGACCCGUUACCGGACGCAGCUGUGCGAGGGCUUGGAAGACGUCUUGGAGGACAUGGACCUCCAGGGCGCGACGUUCCACUGGCCGUCGCCAUACUCCGACACGCUAGGGGACGCUAAAGUCGCGCAGCAAUUUUUCAGUGCUAUGGAGACGUGUCUCGGCGCCUUUUCCAAGAAGAUGGCGCUGGUAGUCCCCAGUAAUGAAGGCGACAGGAAACGCUUCUUUCCGUUUAUCGACGGCGUAAGGCAUUCGUACAACGUAGUGUACUGGACGCACAACCUGCACGAGAUUCCUGACCAUGACACAUUGGCGCGCUGCACUGUCAACUUGCCAGACAUCGUAAGCCUCGCUUCUUAA